Abrus precatorius (Indian licorice) is the source of this 3343-nucleotide messenger RNA. Its product is annotated as L10-interacting MYB domain-containing protein-like. The transcript has 8 exons. The coding region runs from base 598 to 3066 and encodes 822 amino acids. Lineage: Eukaryota; Viridiplantae; Streptophyta; Magnoliopsida; Fabales; Fabaceae. The record is from RefSeq and is a predicted model, not a curated record.
ACACAUACCAAUUCCAAUUUACGCUCCUGGCAUGUCUUGCCUCUGUUCUUAUGUAAAUGGACACUGACGGACACACGUAUCCCAAUUCCAAUCUAGGCUCCUCGCAUGUCUUGCCUCUCUAGCGUGGAUCAACCAAAGAGUCGCCAGAAAACAAAUCCCGGCAACCAUGGCAGGAGAGGUGGUGGGAAAUUCUACCCAAGUCUUGGAAAUUAAUUUUGAGAAAAAUUGUUUUUUUAAAAGGAAAAUGCUGAUGCACUCUUUAUGGAAUUAAAACUAGAAUUUUUUUUAUUAGAAAACGUAAAAAAUACUUAUGACUGUGAUUUUUAAUGCAUUAUAACAUUAUUUCUAGUAAAAAUUUAGUAUUUUGAUUCCAGUCCAGCUAUCAUAGAGUACUAUUAGCCAGACAGGUUUUUAAAAGCUCAUAUUUUUUGGUACAGGAAAUUUUGACUUAGGAGAAUGUUCACUCCCAUGUAAGAUCAAGGAAGAGCCCCAACUUCAACGAGGAUUGAUGGCAGGAAUGCAAAUUACUUACCAACAGGUUUGCAUCAAAAAGUAUACCAGACUCGAAGUUCUAAUGCCAAAGAGAAAGUAAAAUACAUGGUUUGGACAACUGAGAUGGACAAGUGCCUCACUGAGGUACUUGCUGAGCAAGUGAAAAAGGGGAACAUAGUAGAUAACAUCUUAAAGCCAGCAGCAUUUUCCGGCGCAUUGAAAACAUUAAAUGGAAAGUAUGGUAUGUGUGUGACAAAAGGACACAUAAAAAAUCGGUUGAAGACGUGGAGGAAGCAGUUUGGGGUUUUGAAGGAACUCCUUACUCAUAGGGGAUUCAUGUGGAAUGAGACAAAAAAGAUGGUUGUUGCAGAUAACUCUGUUUGGAGUGAUUACAUCAAGACACACCCUGAUGCAAGGGUUUUUCAAGGAAAGUCUAUAGAAAACUAUGAUCAAUUAUGUACCAUCCUUGGAAGUGAUCAAGUAGUUGCAAGCUUUUCUGACAAUGUUGCAGAAAUAGAUGUGAACUUUGCAACUGAUAAGGAGGAUCCAGAUCUUGCAAUUGUGUCUGGAAUACAAUCUGAUGGAAACCAGACCAAAAAUCUCAGGUGGACAGUUGAAAUGGACAAUUGGCUUGGAAAGGUUCUUGUAGACCAAGUGAGGAAAGGGCUCAAAGUAGAUAAAGUUUUGCAGAGAGAAGCAUAUGACACAGCUGUUUCAUCCAUAAAUGCAAAAUUUGAUUUUCAUCUAACAAAAUACAACAUAAAAAAUCGGCUUAAAACUUGGAAAAAACAGUAUGAAUUGUUGAAGGAACUUUUGUCUCAUACUGGAUUUGAGUGGGAUGAAACUAAGAAAAUGGUCAUUGGAAAUGAUUCUGCGUGGAAUGACUACAUUCGGGAGACAUUUUCUUGUAGCACCUUUGAUAUACUUCAAGAUGCAAAUCAAUGCAUCUCAAUGUCCUUCAUUGGAAGCGUUGAGAAACUGACUUACUACACUAACAGCAAAAGAGAUGUCGGGUCAACUAACUGUGAGACACAUCCAGAUGUAAGGACUUUCCGUGGUAGAGUAUUUGAGAACUAUGAUCAGUUCUGCACUAUCUUUGGCCAUUUUAAUGAGCCUUUGCAUUGUAAUGAAUCUGAGCCUUGUGAUGAGCCAGUGGAGGCUCUAAGUGUCUGUCCAGCUAACUAUGAUAUCAAUGUUAAAGAUCAAGGAAGGCACAUUAGGUGGACAAGUGAUAUGGACGACUGUCUUAGUGCAAUCCUGGUGCAGCAAAUAGAACGAGGUAACAGGAGCAAAUUUGACUACAAAUUGAAACCUGCUGCAUUUGAAGCAGCUGUGUUGGGUAUUAGCGAGAAGUUUCAGCUUGAUUUGAUGAAAGAACAUAUUAAAAAUCGUCUUAAAACAUGGAAGAAACAAUAUGACAUUCUAAAAGAACUUUUGAACCAGAGCGACUUUGAAUGGGAUGAGAAGCGAAAAAUGGUGAUUGCUAAUGAUACUGUCUGGAAUGAAUAUAUUGUGAAAAAUCCUGAUGCUCGACUUCUUAAAGGACGAGUUAUCAGAAACUAUGAUGAACUGUGCAUAAUUAUAGGUCAUCGUGACCCACCAGGUAGUUCCAUGAAUGGUGCUCGUGCUAAUAUGGGCAUGACUACAGACGAUGAUGAUAUGGAGGCUCAAGAGACAAAUUACCAUAGAACUAGCUCCGCAAAGGACAAAGGGAAGCAUGUAACAUGGACAGAUGAGAUGGAUUGUUGCUUGACAGAGCUGCUAUUUAAUCAAGUAAUGUUGGGAAACAAGCUUGAAAAAAAUUUCAAGACCUCAGCAUAUAUAGCUGCUGUAACUUUUCUAAAUGAAAAAUUUGGCCUGAAUUUAACAAAAGAAAACAUUGUAAGCCGGUUGAAAAAAUGGAAGAAACAGUAUGGUCUCUUGCAGGAAAUGCUUUCUCAUGGGAGAUUUGAGUGGGACGAGGAACAUAAGAUGGUUGUUGCAACUGACUCAGAAUGGGAUGAAUACAUUAAGAAACAUCCUGAUGCUAGGCAUUUGCGAGACAGGCAUAUAGAGAACUACCAUGAACUAGGUAUGAUUGUUGGCAAUGGGCAAGGAAGUGGAAAUUGGUCUGAAAACUUUGAGAGGUUUGAUGUAAAUACUGCACCUACACCUAACUAUGAAGAGCAUGCAGAAACUCCAGCACAGUUAUUAGCUAAUGAAGAGAUGAGCCAUGGUAAUGCAAGUGACGAAGUGCAAGGUUUGUCUGAGCAGACAAGGGCCAAGCCUUCAUCAUCACAUUCAAAACAACCAUCAAAAAGGAGACGCACCAGUGAUGUCAUGCUAGAAAUGAUGAAUGUUAUGGCUGCAGAUAUCAGUCGGAUAGCUGAUGCAUUGAGUGAAAGUAAUAAGAAAGUGUGCUUGGAGGAAGUGGUUGAGAAGGUACAGAAUAUGCCUGACUUUGAUGAUGAUCUCAUCAUUGAAGGUUGUGAAUAUUUAUGUUUUGAUGAGAAAAGGGCAUUGAUGUUUUUGAAAUUAAAUGAGAGAUUAAGGAAAAAGUGGUUGUUGAAAAGAUUGCGUGAUCAAGGUAGUUAAAUUGAUCUUUGAAUUAUUUUCAUCUUAGCAUGUUCUUACUUCUCUAGUUUUGGUAGUAAAUUAUGUAAUAAAAACAAACAUUGAAGGGUAAUGGCAAAGUUAUGGAAUGACAAGCUGCUUCAGCUUUCCUUUGCUGUUUACUUAUUGCUUUAGGGUGUGUUUGGGAGUUAGUUAAGGAGGGGAAGGGCAAGUUUUUCUAUUUUUAAUUAGCAUUCUCUAAUUUAUAUAUAUAUAAAAUAAAAGUCAUAAAAUGAUAUAUAUCAACUUUUUAUUUACU